AUGAUCAGGCCGAGAACAACUCCACAAAGGUCGUAUGACCCACUUAGCCCUCUUGCUGCAAUAAAAUGUCCUACGAGAAACAAUAAUGCCAUCAUCGGUUCAUCGCGCGUUGUGGAUUUGAAUGAAGAGCCACAAUUCACGGCCUUAUCUUAUGUUUGGGGUGACUAUUCCACACCAAAAGAUAGGAUCAUCUGUAACGAGCACACGCUAGAGGUCACGAGAAACUGCUGGUCAGCGCUGAACCAUAUCAAAAGAACACUUGGAAACAUCACCAUAUGGAUCGACGCUAUUUGCGUCAACCAGUACGACGAUAUAGAGAAAGAUCAACAGAUCCCUCUAAUGGGCUGGAUACAUUUCUCCGUCGCCGUAGAUGCUGUUUUUGUCUGGCUUGGUGAAGCCACCAAAGACACCGAUGACGCGAUGGACUAUCUAGGACAGGGAUGUCUUCCAUUCAAACUCCUAAUCACUAGAAGGGUAUCGAAGACGUUGCACAGGACGGUUGAGUCCGCAAUUUCAAGGUUUAAAAGAUAUCUUUGGGAUGCGUGGAUCACACAGUUGUGGACCUUGCGGGAAGCAUUACUGUCAGACAAGAUUUUCCUCAUGUGCGGAACGAAGAUCGUCCCCAUUCGGGCCGUGAUCUUUAGCUUAUAUUUCAUGAACACGUUCUGGACACAGACGCGGCUCAGAUUUCUAGAAGAAAUUCAGCAAUGGCAACGACUCGUUAUGCUCUGGGAGGGCGAUUUCGGUGGACUGGAGUUGCAUGGAUUACACACUCGCACUCUUAUGCAAAAACUAAAGGUGCAUAGGAGAUUUCUAAAAGAGGGCCAUAUUUUGUACAGCUUGACUCCUAUUCUAUCGACAAUUUCUCCCCUCCUGAUAUCUUACAAUGUUAUCCUGUUAGCAAAGGGGUUGCGCAAACCAAAGGGAUCUGGUCGAAUCUAUCUAUUCACCAAAUCCGAAUCUCUUAUUUUCGAGAUCAAUGAGAGGAAAUGCAAGUACGCCAAAGACAGAUACUACGCGGCACUUGACCUCAUUCAAGCCAGGCCUGAUGCACCCAAAUAUACAAAGACAAGCAGGAGCGUUGCUUAUCGAAUUCUCUUCAUCAAACUACUAAAACACACCCAAGAUCUCAACAUCCUGCUUUUCGCAUCCCACGCGAAAGUCUGUGGGACACCAUCCUGGGUAAUCAAUUGGAACUCGGCACGCUCUUCCUGGCUGUACACUAUGUUCUAUCAUGGUCAAGGCGUGAGGCAUAAGAAUCCCGUGCAUGCGCCCGGCCGUGGCGGAGUGGUGUGGAGGUACACAGGUGCUACCCCAGGUUCUCUGUUUCUCUGCCAAGUUCCGAUCGAGCCCUUUGACAUUCUUCGCGUCUAA
Truncatella angustata is the source of this 1374-nucleotide messenger RNA. Its product is annotated as heterokaryon incompatibility protein-domain-containing protein. NCBI's taxonomy places the organism in Eukaryota, Fungi, Ascomycota, Sordariomycetes, Amphisphaeriales, Sporocadaceae. The record is from RefSeq and is a predicted model, not a curated record. The transcript has 4 exons. The coding region runs from base 1 to 1374 and encodes 457 amino acids.